AUGGGCGUGCCGAGGGCCUUCCGAGAUGGGGGCCUCGGGGCCUUGCUGCUGCGCGUCAUGCUUUUGACGGCAGCCCGUGUCCUCCGCUCAACAUUCACCAGCUUUACGCUGCUGGUGCAUCGACUUUUUUCAAGUGAAGAGAAAGUGGCUGGUAAGCUCGAAGUGAACGAGAUGCAGCAAGCUGUGGCAAACGUCGGCUGCGGUAUGCUCCCCAACUGCCCCGUGGAUCAAGACCCGGGUCCAACCCCUUCAGAUGCCGGGCCGCCCAAGACGAAGUGCACCUUUGCAGCCGAAGCCGCGCAUCUGGGCUUCGGAGCUUUGGUGGGAGCUUUGUUUGAUAUGUCUCCCUUCUCAUGGUACACGGAGAAGGACGACCAGCUGGUUCACACUGUUGCCCCGAAGCUCGGGCAGCAAACGGCAGCCGCCAACUUCGGUGCUUCCGAAGGCUUUGGUCUCCACCAGGAGCGAGCAGUCGAUCGCCACCCCCUCAACGAGUGCAUGCCGGCAAUCCAGAUGCUCAACCUCUUCGUCGUGCGGGGCGACCCAGCGG
Symbiodinium sp. CCMP2456 is the source of this 550-nucleotide messenger RNA. The record is from the annotation of a GenBank genome assembly. Lineage: Eukaryota; Dinophyceae; Suessiales; Symbiodiniaceae.